CCCCCCUGACAAAGUGCGUGAUGAGAGAGUGCAAGGUAAAAAUAGAAGAAGGAAAAAAAAAAAUCUCACCGGCGGGAGAGAAAGCGAUGUACGAAGAAGAGAGACGACGACGAAGAAGCAGACCAGGCGAAAAACUACGGCAAGUCCCUUUCUCUUUUCGCUUCCUCUUCUUCACUGCUCUCCGUGUUGGAGCGAGGAAGGGAAGCCAUCGAUGAUUGAAGAGAGAAGGCAGAGGCAAUGCAGAAGGGGAUUUCUUGUUUCUCCUAUAAACAGCAACAUCCGAUAUUGAUGAAGUAGGAAAAAUGAAAGAACAGUUAAAACCCUACCCUAUUCUUUCCCUCUGCUUCGGGUAUUAAAGCUGCCGCCUUUGCUGUAAAGGAUUCCGAAUUCUUUCUGUCUCUGUUGUGGUUCUCUCUCUUGGAAUUCUCUCGGAUCUUGUACUCUCGAGCCGUAUUCAGAUUCUUCUUCACAGGUGGUGGAUAGGGUUUUUUUUUAUUGAGCGAAUUUAGCAUGGACUCUUUGUGGGAUUAUUUUUUUGUUCUUUUCUAAUCUUUUGUUGUUAGCAUUUGGAGUGUCUGCGUUGUUAUAAAAAAGUGAUCUUUUGUUUGGAUCUGAGGGGAUGAGAAGUGUUGGGCGGGGGGGCGAUGGGAUUUUGCUCUUCGGGUUGCUCGUGUUGUGAUGCAGAGAGCUGGGGGAGUGAGGGCGAUAUAGAUGAUUAGGGUUAGGGUUCGAUUGCGAGGGAGGAGAUAGUGUUGGAGCUGGAAUCUUUCAGUUGGAUUUAGGAUUGAAGCCGUAGAUGGGCUGUUUUCCUUGUUUCAGCUAUCGCAGGAGGGAGAUCAGCAGGAGGAUCGAUGACAGUACGGGCUCCAGAUCUAAUGCUGUCGUUGUGGGCACUUCGGGGAGCGGGAAGAAGGCAUCUCAGAGCAGUGCCCGGAGCUUCGCAUUCCGAGAUCUUGCGAUUGCCACUCAGAAUUUCAAGACGACCAAUUUGAUUGGCGAGGGGGGUUUUGGAAAGGUCUUCAAAGGGCGGAUCCAUUCUGGCCAGGUGGUGGCCAUCAAACAGCUCAAUCGCGAUGGGCUCCAGGGGAGCAAAGAAUUCUUAGUGGAAAUUCUCAUGCUGAUCACGCUGCGGCAUGAGAAUCUUGUGAGCUUGAUUGGAUACUGCGCUGAGGGAGAUCAGAGGCUGUUGGUUUAUGAAUACAUGCCACUGGGUAGCUUGGAAGAUCACCUAUUUGAUUUAUCUCCUGGAAAACAACCCCUUGACUGGAACACGCGCAUACAAAUUGCUUGUGGUGCUGCAAAAGGACUCACCUAUUUGCAUGAUGUAGCAAAUCCACCUGUUAUCUAUCGUGACAUGAAGGCUGCUAAUGUUUUAUUAGACAAUGACUUCAACCCCAAGCUUUCUGAUUUUGGACUCGCUAAACUUGGACCUGUUGGUGACAACACACAUGUCUCAACCAGGGUGAUGGGAACAUAUGGUUACUGUGAUCCUGAUUAUGCUAUGAGUGGUAAGCUGACUUUAAAGUCUGAUGUAUAUAGCUUUGGCAUGCUUCUAUUGGAGCUGAUCACUGGGAGAAAAGCAUUUGACUCCACAAAGACGGGGGGAGACAAGAAUUUGAUGAAAUGGUCACGUCCUUUUCUCAAUGACAAGAAGAGGUUCGGACAACUGGCUGAUCCAUUGCUACAAGGUUGCUACCCUCCACGUGCUUUCCACCAGCUGGUUGUCGUCGCCUCAAUGUGUCUCCAGGAGCAGGCCCAUGUUCGUCCUAUCAUGCGUGAUGUUGUGAUUGCCCUCAGCCAUAUAGCAUCUCAGCCUUACAUCCCGGAUCAUGAUACCAAGAUCAUGAGCUCCCCUGCAGCACCAUCCUCACCUUCUCUUCAGGCUGCUAGUACGCCUUCUAGAAAACGCAACACUAGAAAGGGUUCUGCAUAUAAUUAAGAAUGCCCUCCAAUUUGCAAACUGGGGUGCGGGCCAAUGCACAGUCUUCGUGGCAUUGGACUUCAUUACAGCAUAUAGCUUAGAACAAGGUAGAAUAUAAAAGGUCAGAUAUUAUUUUGAUCCAAUGUAACCAUGUUUUGACCUGUUCUUUUUUUUUUCUUCAAGUCCUCAGAUUUUAAGUUUUAAUCAGUGGAUGUUUGUGUUCUGGAUCUGUGAAUGGUUUGUCAGCCUCCGUAGCAUUUACAUCUGAAGUCAUUUCCAGUUAUGGAAACAGCAGGAUGUGUGUUGGAAGCCUUUUUCCCCUUUUUUGUACGUGUUGAUGGGCUGUGGUGAUAAUGUUUUCAACAGAAUUCCAAUCCAGAUCUUGCAGCUGCACUUAGAGAGAUUGGAGAGAGAAAAUGGAAAUUAAUUGAACACUUGAAGAAUGAACGAGUUAAUGGCAUUUAAAAAAUUCUUGUUCACU
Elaeis guineensis (African oil palm) is the source of this 2402-nucleotide messenger RNA. RefSeq names its product probable serine/threonine-protein kinase PBL21. Lineage: Eukaryota; Viridiplantae; Streptophyta; Magnoliopsida; Arecales; Arecaceae. The record is from RefSeq and is a predicted model, not a curated record. Gene Ontology annotation, biological process: protein phosphorylation. Gene Ontology annotation, molecular function: ATP binding; protein kinase activity.